Molecule: messenger RNA, 996 nt
Organism: Cadophora gregata
Lineage: Eukaryota; Fungi; Ascomycota; Leotiomycetes; Helotiales; Ploettnerulaceae
Exons: 2
Coding region: 1-996 (331 amino acids)
Cellular component (GO): cytoplasm
Source: RefSeq, a predicted model, not a curated record
AUGUCCGAAUCGGCCCCCAAGUCAACGUACUCCAACGACCCCGCGCUCUACCUCUACACCUCUCUGACCUCCGGGUCCUCGCACAUCGUCACCGCUACCUCGCGCAUGGAGACAAUCUUGAAGGCAAAUCGCAUCCCAUUCAAGGCAAUCGAUAUCGCUACAGAUGAGAAAGCACGCAUGCUCUGGGGCCGGAGAGCAAGGAAGGAUGAGUCUGGCCGGCAGAGGAAGAUACCAGGACUCGUACAAAUGGGCCUUGUCGUAGGGGAUCUUGUAGAAGUUGAGGACUGGAACGAAUAUGGAGAACUGAAGCAACAUGUUACUAUCGUCCCUGUCCCUGGCGCUCCAGUCGCAAAGGUUCUGCCCAAAACCACAGCCGCGCCCGCAAAGGCUCCAGUUUCACAGGAGAACAAGAAGCCCGAAUCCUCAACAACAGAGACAGCGAAAGCCUCCGAAAGUGCGAAAUCACCUACCACAGAAUCUGGUCCUGCCCUAGCUUUGAGAGAGAUCGGCCAGCAAGCUGCACAGAAAGCAAAGGAGGGCAAGAAGAAGGUGGUCGAGACAUUCAGUGGUGUUGGGCAAGCAGAAGCACCCAAAGAGCCUAAGGUCUCGGAGGAGCUAAAAGAUGGAAAGAAGACCGAGAAAGCUAUUCCAACUCCUGUCGCUGUACCAGACAAGUCCGAGAAGUCGAUCGACACACACACUGUGGAUAGUACAGCGUCGAUUCAAUCGCCCACAUCAACAGCCUGGAAAGGAGCACUUGACAAGAGACACACACCUCGAAAUUCGGUUGACAAAAUCGCUUCAAUACAAUCACCAACAUCUACAGCCUGGAAGCCAACGGACGUCAAUCCCCCAAUCUUAACGCACAGAGGAUCUUCUGUUUCUGAAGCUUCAGCCGAGGAGAUCAAGAAGAUUGAGGAGGCAGAGAAGAUUCCAGAGGAAGACGAGGAAGAGGAAGAGGACGAAGAAGAAGAAUCGUCGUCUGAAGAGGAUUGA